AUGUCCGAACCACGCAAGACUAGCCGGUCUCGCAACGGCGCUGCACCUGCUCAAGCAAAGCCACCUCACUGGCGUGAUGCAAGAGCUGCGCACCGAGCUGAUGAUUCGAUGGCGAAAUUGGAACCAUGUCUAACGGCCUACGGCUGUCGGGGUGUGUAUCACAAGCUCCGAGUCUUUGGGCAUGUUGGGAUGCAGCUGAUGCUGCUAGGAUACCUAAUUGUUGGGCUGGGAUAUGGAUAUGAUUGGUCAUGGUGA
Molecule: messenger RNA, 255 nt
Organism: Penicillium crustosum
Lineage: Eukaryota; Fungi; Ascomycota; Eurotiomycetes; Eurotiales; Aspergillaceae
Exons: 2
Coding region: 1-255 (84 amino acids)
Source: RefSeq, a predicted model, not a curated record